AUGGAAGUGGACAUAACAGAUCAGCAGCAACAGCAGCUGAGGGAGGAGAUGCUGCCUGGCGCUGAAGAGGAAGCAGAGUUUGUGUGCCAAAAUACAGCUUUUACAUUGUUUCCUCUCCUUUCAGAACGCCUCUACACCGCGCCAGCCGAAAUAAUCGCAUUGCUGUUCUUCUUUUAUGGCGGCAUUAGCUUCAUCGCCGUCAUUGGCAACACGCUGGUCAUUUGGGUGGUGGCCACCACACGACAAAUGCGCACAGUCACCAACAUGUAUAUUGCGAAUUUGGCCUUUGCUGACGUCAUCAUUGGACUAUUUUGCAUACCAUUUCAGUUCCAAGCGGCAUUGCUGCAACGCUGGAACCUGCCCUGGUUCAUGUGUGGGUUUUGUCCAUUUGUGCAGGCCCUUAGUGUUAACGUCUCCGUCUUCACAUUGACGGCGAUAGCAAUCGAUCGACAUCGUGCCAUUAUUAAUCCAUUGCGAGCACGUCCCACCAAGUUCGUCUCGAAAUUCAUAAUUGGGGGAAUUUGGCUGCUCGCUCUACUCUGUGCCAUACCCUGCGCCAUUGCGUUUCGUGUUGAAGAGGUGCACGAACGGUUCAAGGAUGAUGACGUCAUCACUAAUGUAACGCGACCGUUUUGCAUGAAUAAGAAUCUCUCGGACGAUCAAUUAAAAACGUAUCGCUAUUCCCUGGUCUUUGUGCAGUAUCUGGUACCGUUCUGCGUCAUCAGCUUCGUUUACAUACAGAUGGCCGUUCGCCUUUGGGGCACACGGGCGCCGGGAAAUGCGCAGGAUUCGCGAGACAUAACGCUGCUCAAAAAUAAAAAGAAGGUCAUCAAAAUGCUGAUUAUCGUUGUGAUUAUAUUCGGCCUGUGCUGGCUGCCGUUGCAGCUCUAUAAUAUUCUGCACGUCACGAUGCCGGAAAUCAACGAAUACCAUUUCAUUAGCAUUGUCUGGUUCUUCUGCGACUGGCUGGCGAUGAGCAAUAGCUGCUAUAAUCCCUUCAUCUAUGGCAUUUACAAUGAGAAGUUCAAGCGUGAAUUCAACAAACGUUUCGCGGCCUGCUUUUGCAAAUUCCAUACUAGCUUGGAACCACAUGAGCGCACCUUCUCAAUGCACACACGUGCCAGUUCCAUACGCUCCACGUAUGCCAACUCAUCGAUGCGUAUUCGCAGCAAUCUUUUUGGUGGAAGGCAUGCUUCAAAUGGUAGCUCCAAGAAUGGCAUUAACGGUGGUGCAGGUGGCUUGCAGCUUUCCCGCAACGGUGCGCCGCUUUAUAAUGCCAUUGUCUAUACGAAUGGACAGCGACACACCAAUGGACUUGGUGCCAUACCGUUGACUCCAGGCGGCUACCACAACAAUAAUGGUCAUCAGAAUAUGGUCACCUUUGCGGGUGGUGCAGCAGCACCACCGUGGCGUAGGAAUCACUUCAAACCACUGCAUCCGAAUGUCAUUGAAUGCGAAGACGAUUUGGCACUCAUGGAAAUGCCAUCGACGACACCACCCUCCGAGGAACCAUCGAGUGGUGCAGGCGCCGGGGUGCAGCUGGCGCUCCUCAAAGCCGAUUCAUGUGAGAGCUCAAGCUGCAUCUGUGAGCAGGAGUUUGGCAGUCGUACCGAAUGCGACGGCACCUGCAUUCUCAGCGAGGUGUCUCGGGUGCAGCUCUCGCCACCGCCUUCGCUCUCAGAGGGGGGUGCCCCCAUCGAGGGCGAGUCCCUGUGGCAACCACUGUAAGGGGACUGGAUUGACAUUGCAGCUGGAACUGUCUAGGUGUUUUACUCUGUGAUUUCGUAAAAAUGAAUUGUGAUUCCGAAUACAAUGAUGCUGAUGAUGAGAAUGGUGGAACGAUAAUGCUUCUGCAGUUGCUGCAGACAGCUAAGGAUAUAUCUGUGUGUGUUUGUUGCGAGUGUUGUGUGCGUGUGUGUGUGUGUGUGUGUAAAUAAUUGGACUCGG
This is a messenger RNA of Scaptodrosophila lebanonensis, 1947 nucleotides long. Its product is annotated as RYamide receptor. The record is from RefSeq and is a predicted model, not a curated record. The coding region runs from base 1 to 1728 and encodes 575 amino acids. Gene Ontology annotation, cellular component: membrane. Gene Ontology annotation, molecular function: neuropeptide Y receptor activity. The transcript has 7 exons. Lineage: Eukaryota; Metazoa; Arthropoda; Insecta; Diptera; Drosophilidae. Gene Ontology annotation, biological process: G protein-coupled receptor signaling pathway.